Molecule: messenger RNA, 873 nt
Organism: Phycomyces blakesleeanus NRRL 1555(-)
Lineage: Eukaryota; Fungi; Mucoromycota; Mucoromycetes; Mucorales; Phycomycetaceae
Exons: 5
Coding region: 1-873 (290 amino acids)
Biological process (GO): basic amino acid transmembrane export from vacuole
Cellular component (GO): fungal-type vacuole membrane
Source: RefSeq, a predicted model, not a curated record
AUGGAAUCUUUUCCCGCGUACAGUGUGUGUGGUUAUCUUUCAAUUCUCUGCUGGCUUAUUGUUUUUGCCCCUCAAUUAUAUGAAAACUACUCUCGUAAAAGUGGUGAAGGCCUCUCAAUGACCUUUUUGAUCAUCUGGUUGGCAGGCGACAUUUUUAAUCUCGCUGGCGUCAUUAUGCAAGAUCUCCUGCCGACCAUGUUUAUUCUAGCAUUGUGGUACACUGUGGCUGAUAUUGGUCUUGUCUGGCAAAUCCUUCAUUACCGUCGUGCCUGGAUUACUGAACAUGCGGUCUAUGAAGAUGAGCAUCAGUCAUUGAAUUGCCAGAACCAAGCCAAUUAUCACACGACACCUGAAUUAUCCUCACUACCGGAAACCACUACCGUCAUCACCGCGACCAAAGAUACAAAGGCAGCCAAGUCCUCCAAUACAAUCAAUUUCAUUGGAUUUGUUUCAAUUACCUUGGUUACCAUCUUGUCAUGUUGUGCGUACUGGGCACCCAAUUUAAUACCUGGUAGUGACAAUAAUAACAACAACAACAACAACAAAAAUAAGAAUCAGCCUUCUUGGUCAAUUGUUCCUCAAUUGAUGGGAUGGACCAGUGCGGCGUUGUAUGUCGGAAGUAGAAUCCCCCAGAUCGUGAAGAAUUGGCGUAACAAGAGCACCGAAGGACUUAGUUUUGGCAUGUUUAUUUGCGCCGUCCUUGGCAAUAUUUUGUUUACUUUGUCCAUAUUCUUACGCUCAUUGGAUCCGGACUACCUUCUCAUUAACCUCUCUUGGAUAGUCGGAAGCUGCGGUACUCUAGUAUUUGACUUUACUAUCUUCCUUCAGUUUUUUGUGUAUGAUCGGCCCAAGGCAGUAAUCCAUAUCGAGUAG